This is a messenger RNA of Mycena citricolor, 1460 nucleotides long. The record is from the annotation of a GenBank genome assembly. Lineage: Eukaryota; Fungi; Basidiomycota; Agaricomycetes; Agaricales; Mycenaceae.
UCUUGUAUGAAGCGCCGUGCGGGUCUCUCUUGAGUCCUAAGGGUCGCACUAUACGCUUGGUUGCAAAAAUGAAUCUUUCACAUCGCUAUUUACUGUGCGCUGGAGUUCAUGCGGAUGAACAUUCCUCUUAGUUCUCCACGUCCGUUCCGGCAGCGGAUUGGGGUCUCGAAGUGAGACCGAUCAUGUCUGACUGAGAACUGGCCGCGAGUCAGCCAGGGUAAGUCUCGCAUUCCACGAUCUCUCUUCUCCUUCUCUUACGCCUCUGAUCCAAUUCUCACGCCGGAUGGAGCUCUCACAAUUUUUCGGCGCGAUCCUCGUCGGCUCAUGGCUCAACAAUGUGCUCUACGUCAUCGAGAUCGUUUCCGCUGUGGCGUACUUCUCGCGCACUCGAGGAGAAGGGACUGCGCCGACGAACAGAUGGUGGAUCCAAGGGAGCAUUGGGGUAUGUGUUGUGGUGGAUACGGCAGCGUUAGUAGCGACGCAUGCGGCGGUGUACUUGUACUGUGUCUCGCACUGGGGAGACAUCUCGUACCUCGCUGGUCAACACUGGCCCGUGCAAAUGAACGCUUUCACGAACGCCAUCAACGUGCUCGUCGGCCAGAAUCUGCUUAUCUUCCGAUGCUGGAGAGCCACGCGAAUGUGGUCGAUAUCGAUACUCUUGUGGCUUUUGUCGCUUCUGACAUUUGCAGCGACACUCAGUACCUUUGCGCUGUUAGUGGAAUCUGGCGAUCCCACAACGGCGGGGAAUUUCCUGACGCGCAUAGUAUUGUCUCUCGUCUCGGCCACAGUGACUGACAUUGGCAUUGCGGUCUGUCUAAUCGUUCAGCUCGUUAACAUACACUCCGCGUCAGAUUUCAACGGCACAAAAAGUAUCAUCCGUCGACUCAUUCUCAACGCGCUACGAACGGGCAUAAUCACUUCGAUUGGGGCGUCGAUUGCGCUGAUAUCGUUUCUCACCGACCGCGACUCGGGCAUCCCGUUUGUCUUCGGGUUCUGUUUCGGGCGGAUUUAUACGCUCACGGUGCUGUAUAACCUGCGCACCCAGUGGCAGAUAUCCGUCGACGAUAGCUCGGUCGUCAUGAGCUCUACGGAUCAGGGUGCAGCACGGACUGGUACUGAGUGCAGUAUCGAUGUUCACCACGAAAAGAUCGUGAGCGUGGAUUUCCGGCUGACGGAGCCACACCGAUGCUCGACUGAGGCGGAUGGCGAGUCUCUGGUUUCAGCGCAGGGCAUCUCCAGGUUCCGGUAUGGGCCCGAUGGCCGCCAGGACUAGCAUCGGUCCCAGUGGUCACAUUUGUAGACAUCAGUAGGGAAAGAUAUCGGCCACAUGGACAGCACAAGCUCGUGAGAAAGAGCUGGGUCAGAUGUCAGCUAGUCAAAUGCAAGCUUGGUCAGAAAUUUAAGCUUGUCAAAUAUUGGUUUGGUCAGAAAGGACCAGCUCGUGAAAUGAGCCUAGUCAG